Xiphias gladius (swordfish) is the source of this 2505-nucleotide messenger RNA. RefSeq names its product protein eva-1 homolog C. Gene Ontology annotation, molecular function: carbohydrate binding. NCBI's taxonomy places the organism in Eukaryota, Metazoa, Chordata, Actinopteri, Istiophoriformes, Xiphiidae. Bases 54 to 1316 code for a protein of 420 amino acids. The record is from RefSeq and is a predicted model, not a curated record. The transcript is spliced from 8 exons.
CGCAACAAGCCAUUACAACAAAGCCCUGCGGUCUGUCAUGCAGGAUAUGCACAAUGACAGUACCAUGGAGUUUCUGCUGGUCUUUCUGUCUUCUGGCUCUCCUUCUGGCUCUGAAGUUACACACCGCACAUUCGGCUCCUGAUUUCUCUCUUUAUCUUCACACCAUUCUGAAGAACCACACGGCUCAUGCGUGUGAGGGAGGCACGCUCAUCAUUGAGUGUCCCUCCAGGACGUCUGUGGCCGUCCUUUCAGCUUUCUAUGGACGACGUGUUCCGAAUCAGCAUUUGUGCCCCUCUGCAAGUGCAAACACAACUGUGGAGGAGGACACAGCAUGCUCUUCACCAGUCGCUAUCGAGAAAGUGCUGUCAGAGUGUCAGGAUCGACGUUCCUGUCACAUCCCUGUCUUCAGUCCAGUGUUUGGACAGGACCCCUGUCCACUCACCAGCAAGUACCUCCUAGUCUCCUACAAGUGCAGACCAGAGCACCAUCGCACAAGACUGGUGUGUGAAAAUGAGCGUCUGAGGCUGAUGUGUAAAAAUAAGACUGUCCUUGCCAUCUACUCGGCCACGUUUGGACACCUUCUGCACGGCAGUCCUUACUGUCCUCAGGAACCUGGAUCACAAAAUGAUAUGGAGUGCCUGUCACCUCUGGCUCUGAGGAAGGUGUCACGCAGGUGUCACGGCAGAGCAAACUGUUCAGUCCUGGCCGAUACUCAGACCUUUGGGGACCCUUGUUUCCCUGGCACCAGGAAACACCUGCGGGUGUCCUUCACUUGUGUACCCCGGUAUCUUCUGGAAGAUGUGGGCCGAGGGUCAACAGAUCCUUUCCGGAUUUCAGACUACACACACGGUGGAUGGUACACUGGCCCUACCUACAGGCCUCAAAAUGUGCUCUUAACCAACUCUCUGGAGAUCGUUGAAAAAAUAUUGGGUCUACCGGAGAAAGUGGCUCUGUACUUUGUCUCUGGCAUCUGUGCUGGUCUGGUGUUCCUGCUCUGCCUGUUCGGCCUGCGCUCCACAUUAGUGAGAGAUGUUAAAGGUCUGGUGUCUGACCUGAACGAUGAGCUGAAAGCAUCUCGCAGACGGCGCAAGGAGUUCAUGGAGGACCUCUACGAUGAUGAGAUCUCAGACACGUCGUCCUUCUGUCGACUCACGCAGUCCUACCGCACAACAGACAUCUUCAGUCCUCCCACGUUGAGAGUAGAGAUGGUUGAUCGUGGGAUGGAACAGACGGGGGAUGUGCCCAACGGAGACAUUUGGCCACAUCAAGACUCCAGCCCUUAUGCCAUUCACAAGAUUAAAACCUACAACAAUUAACAUGUAUUAGUUCAACUACUUUUACAGCAUGUUCUGCUAGAAAAUUUAAGUUGCGGACUGACAUUAUACAAAGAUGUUUGUUUUAAUUCUAACUGAACUUAACUAUUCCUUGUUAUCUGUGUUCUGCCUUUCAUAAAAUGUCAUAUAAGAUAAUGAGUCAAAUACAUGAAGUCCUGACACACUAGGUGGUUAAUCAUUAUCAGGAUUAAUAUCAGACGAUUUGUUUUUGCUUUAAAUUAAUUUCAAAUGCAAUAUUAUUUUGUAAAAUAACAUUAAGGUCAAAGAUUAAGCCUAAAUUAAUUAUAUUUUUUGCCCAGAUUUGGUUGUAGGAUGUCAUGUAAAAAUCUUGAGACCGGUAUGUACACUCAGGGUCCACUUUAUUAGGUGUCAUAGAGGUGUUAUUUAAACUAUAUGUUUUAGCACUAACUAACAAUAAUUAGGAACACAUCUUACUAUAAUAUAGUCCAGUACAACACCACCUUUGACUUUAACCUCAGCAAUAAACAGGUAAUUGAACGUACACAUCUCCGACAGUCUCACGAAAACUGAACCUCGUGUGCUCUGUAGGGAGAGAUGUUAUGGCUGAGCUGUUGUAUUGCAUUGCACUGGAUUUUACGGGAGUACCUAAAAAAGUGGGCGCUGAGUGUACAGUUUAUUGCAAUGUAAGUCAUACUAACCAAGAAAGACUGUAUCAUUGAGGUGAGACUUGUGUGUUCUCUUUAAUGUCUUGUACUACUUGAAAUGUUACAGAAUUAAAGCUCCGCGCACCGUAAAGGAUACGAUCUAGACUGACUGGGAAACAUUGCAUCUUGUUGGACAGUCUCCGUCAGAUGCCCACAGCAUUAAAUGUAGAAUACUUAAAACUGUGUUGCAGGUGGAUUCAAGGGCUAUCCAGCAGUGUAUGUUAUAACCUACUGUUAUAGCCGCCUUAUGUACUGUAGGUCUAAGAGGAAACUAAAAAAAUUAAAUCAUUGGCAAAACAAACUCUGCACAGAAAAUGAAGCGAUUUAGAGAUGUAUAAUUAAGUAGCUUGGACCAAAGGUUGCCGACGAGGAUUUGUGACUGCGGGGGUCUCUUUGGAGGGGGACGACGCCUGGUUUGGGAAACACUAGACUAAAGUUAAAACUAGCUCCACCUUGAGGUGCUACAGCAGUAAAAUGCUGCUUAUUCAUUCAUGCAUCCGUAUUAA